This is a messenger RNA of Cadophora gregata, 1953 nucleotides long. RefSeq lists its product as uncharacterized. Gene Ontology annotation, biological process: positive regulation of proteasomal ubiquitin-dependent protein catabolic process; ubiquitin-dependent protein catabolic process; protein polyubiquitination. Bases 1 to 1953 code for a protein of 650 amino acids. Lineage: Eukaryota; Fungi; Ascomycota; Leotiomycetes; Helotiales; Ploettnerulaceae. Gene Ontology annotation, cellular component: cytoplasm; ubiquitin ligase complex. The record is from RefSeq and is a predicted model, not a curated record. Gene Ontology annotation, molecular function: ubiquitin conjugating enzyme binding; zinc ion binding; ubiquitin protein ligase activity. The transcript is spliced from 5 exons.
AUGGCCUUCAUCGAAUACCGAGUCAACACUCCCGUCAUCGAAUCACUCCCCACCUCGCUCUCUCAGCUCUUUACACCUUCCGGUCGACGUAUCAAAUGCAGGGCAAUACCACAAUCAAAGUACGAGGGUGGCCGCUCCAUCCAGAGUUUUUCGCUCAACAAUCUGGAUGUAAACGCGGAUAGUGUUUGGGUCCAGAACACAAUCAUUAUCGCCGGAUGUCCCGUCCCAAAGAAGAUCAAGAUCAGAGAGUCCAAUCGAGAUGGUUCAGUUGUUACAGGCGAUCUGUUGGUGGGAAUCGUAGAAGCAACAUUGAAGAGUCUUGGUUCUCUUGAAUCGUUCCACGUUGGUGAGAGUGUUGAUGGUGCUAGGAUGAUUGUAAGCGCGACUUUCUGUAACCGACAGGAUGCCUUGAAGGCAGUCAAGAUUUUCACAAGCAAGACAGACCGCCCCGCCGGCUUUGACUUCAAGAAGCUCACUAUCGAUCCUGUCGCGUCCAUGAAAGUCAAUAUUCCGAACAAGAUCGCUUCGGCUCUGGAACCACAGCUUCAAGCUAUGCGAGUCGAGCUCCAGAAGCGCGAUAAGGAUAUGCUGAAGAUUAACAAGGGUGCGGGAAAGUCUUCCUGGGUUAUUCGGUUCUCAGCUGCUGGCGAUGAUGCACUUGCAAUCGUUGCGAAGACUAAGGCUCGUAUUGAGAAGUUGUUGGCGGGGACGGUUGUCACUGAUGGUGUUGUUGCAUUGUGGCAUCCUUGGUUUGCUACUGCAGCUGAUGCUGGUCACUAUCUCAAUUGGUUGUCUCUUCACAACAAUGUUCAUGUUCAUCGAUGGAUCAAUCUGGGUCAUCUAGUUAUAUACGGUGGCACUUAUGAGGAUCGCAGUCGUGCUUGGAUGAUGCUGAAGGCUAAGGUUCAGGAUCUCAACUACGAAACGGCUUUUACAAUCCGAAUGUUUGGAGGCAUGACCAUUACACAGGCUCUAGUAAUCUUGAAGCCCGUCUUCGGUGACAAGAUUCGCUUGAGCACAACAGAUGGACCAAAGAUCAAGCUCUGUAGUUCUGCCGCGGAUCUUCGUAAGGCAAGUCAAUCCAAAUUCCUGACUCCUUGCAUACAUAUUCUAACCCUGUCACAGGCUCGCCUUCUCCUUAAUCCAGGCAUUCAACCUGCUGGCAAGAGCUGUGUCAUCUGCUGGAGCCCACCACUCUCAUCUCAAGACACCGUCUCUCUCCCUUGUGGCCACAUCUAUUGUCGGGAAUGCUUCAAUCUGCAGUUCAAUCCACAAGAUCAGUCUUAUUUCCCUCUGACAUGUGCUGGUACCUGCCCUGAUAACUCUGAAUGCAAGUAUCUCUUCGAUAUCAACCUUCUCCGUGAGGAACUCUCCGCCGACAAGUUUGAGUCCGUCUUGAACAUGUGCUUGGACAUGCAUGUCCGUUCUCACUCAGAUGAGCUCUCCUACUGCCCAACAACCGACUGCCCAACAAUCUACCGCCCCAUCCCCCGCAGCCAACAAGCCACCACCCAAGACCAAAACACCUCCUCCAUAACAUGUACCACCUGCCUGCACAGCAUCUGCACCUCCUGCCGCGCCAUCCACACCGACCUCACCUGCCGCGAAUACAUCGACGCCACCGACGGCCAAGACGCCCUCAACGCCUACAAAGCCGACGCUGCCAACCAAACCAAAGAAUGUCCAUCGUGCCGCGUACCUGUUGAAAAGCUACAAGGCACUUGCAAUCAUAUGCUGUGUGUGAGCUGCGGUGUGCAUUUCUGCUGGGUUUGUGGGCAUGUUUCGCCGGAUAUGGCGGGUGCGUAUAAGCAUUUGGAUGAGGUGCAUGGUGGGAAUGGGUUGCAGGAUGUUGCCGUCUGGGACGUCCCUGAUCCGGGGAUUGAUGAGUUUGAGGGGAAUUGGAUGAUUGACUUUGACUUUUUUGAUGUUGACCGGCUCAGAGUCCAGAAUUAG